Molecule: messenger RNA, 2992 nt
Organism: Lolium rigidum
Lineage: Eukaryota; Viridiplantae; Streptophyta; Magnoliopsida; Poales; Poaceae
Product: probable transcriptional regulator SLK2
Exons: 10
Coding region: 260-2710 (816 amino acids)
Biological process (GO): negative regulation of transcription by RNA polymerase II; positive regulation of transcription by RNA polymerase II
Cellular component (GO): transcription regulator complex; nucleus
Source: RefSeq, a predicted model, not a curated record
CCGCCCGCCUACACAGCACAGCGAAAGAAGAGGAAGAAUCGCCGUAGAAAAUACUGCUGCUUGUAAUAACUAGAACAAAAUCUGAACAAAUCCGGAGGAGCAGGAGGAAGAGGAACCGACCGAGCUGCUUGCGAGAGACUGCGGCGAGCUCCACCGCGAGCGAAAAUAUUUGAAGAUCCUUGGUAGUUUCCAGUGACGUUCUUUCCCAUCAAGCAAGAUUCAUCAAGGUGAUGGUUCAGUCUCAACCCUGCUGACCUCCAUGUCCGGGGCUCCACGCUCCAACCUUGGACUAGUUCCCAGGGAUAUGAAUGGUAGCCUUCCAGUUAGUACUACGAAUUCCUCUGGGCCGAGUAUCGGUGUUAGCUCUUUGGUGACCGAUGGCAACUCAUCACUUUCUGGAGGUGCCCACUUUCAGCAAAGUACAAGCAUGAAUGCUGAUUCAUUCAUGCGCCUUCCUGCCUCCCCGAUGUCGUUUUCGUCCAAUAACAUCUCUGGCUCUUCAGUCAUUGAUGGCUCCAUCAUGCAGCAAAGUCCACCUCAAGAGCAGAUGCAGAAGCGGAGAUCAUCUAGUGUAACAUCUCAACCUGUGAUUGGUCCCGCUGCCGCAUUUCAUGCUCAUGCUCAGAAGAAGCCAAGAGUUGAUAUUCGGCAAGAUGAUAUUCUCCAACACCAGUUGAUUCAACAGCUGCUCCAAGGCCAGAGCUCUCUUCAGCUCCAGGGCCAACAUAACCCACAGCUGCAAGCCUUGCUCCGGCAACAAAAACUGCUACAAUAUCAGCAACAGCAGCAACAUCAGUUGUCGCAGCAAUUUCCUCAGCUUCAACAAUCUCAAGUUGCCAUACCUCUGCAGCCACAGUUGAGGCCGCCGCUAGCACAGCCGGCAAUGCAGCUAGCUGGACCUGUUAGGACCCCCGUCGAGAGCGGGCUUUGUUCUCGAAGGUUAAUGCAGUAUUUAUAUCACAAGCGUUACCGGCCAGAGAAUAAUCCCAUAACAUACUGGAGGAAGCUUAUUGAUGAAUAUUUUUCCCCGCGAGCAAGAGAAAGAUGGUGUGUGUCAUCAUAUGACAAGAGAGGGAAUACUUCAGCUGCUAUUCCGCAGAUUUCUCAGGACACGUGGCGUUGUGAAAUUUGUAAGACACAUGCAGGGAAAGGAUACGAGGCGACCUGUGAAAUACUUCCUAGACUCUGCCAAAUUAGAUUUGACCAUGGUGUUAAGGAUGAAUAUCUAUUCCUUGACAUGCCCAAUGAAUUCCGGUUGCCCAAUGGACUGCUGCUCCUGGAGCAUACUAAAGUUAUUCUGAAGAGCAUCUAUGAGCACCAACAUGUCACACAUGAGGGGCAUCUGAGAAUAAUAUUCACCCCAGAACUAAAGAUUAUGUCCUGGGAGUUCUGUUCACGGCGACAUGAUGAGUAUAUAACUCGCAAGUUUCUAACAGAACAGGUUACAAAUAUGCUGCAAGUUGCCCAGAAUUACCAAGCUAUUGCCAAUAAAAAUGGGCCUGCUGGGGUUUCGAGCGAUGAUGCACGAAAUACUUGCAACAUGUUUGUGUCAGCAUCACGACAACUAGCGAAAAGUAUAGAUCACCACAGCCUAAAUGAACAUGGGCUUUCUAAAAGAUAUGUUCGCUGCUUACAGAUAUCAGAGGUGGUGAAUCACAUGAAGGAUCUAAUUGAGUUCAGCCACAAGAACAAGCUCGGUCCUAUAGAGGGCCUUAAGAAUUAUUCCAAGCAAACUGGACCUAAGCUUACGGGGCAGAAUAUGCAUGACAUAAAGGGCGUCAAAUCGGAAAUGAGCCCCAAUGUGAAUAAUGAGGUUCCGGGUGUUGGAGCAAUUGGUAAUAAUCUCCAGAGUCCGGCAGCACAAAACAGCUACCAGCAUAUUCUGAGAAGCUCAAGUGCAAAUCAGGGUCUGAUUCAGCAGGAGGCAUCACAGAGUGCUGUUGCGAUAAACAAUUACCAGAAUAUGCUUAGAACCUCAAGCGUAAAUCAGGGCUUGCUUCAGCAGGAGGCAUCUCAGAAUACUGCUGUGCUAAACAACUACCACAAUGUGCUUAGAGGCUCAGGCGCGAAUCAGAGUUCGCAUCAGCAGGAGGCAUCAAGUAUGUUCAAAGGUCCUACAUCGGUGCAUAAUGGCGUUCAGCUGGAAGCUUCUAGAUCGUUCCGUGCGGCUCAACUUGGCCAGUUCCAGCAUCCCAUGUCGUUCCAGCAAGCUAUGCCCCAGCACCAGCAUAACAAUUUCCAGGGCCUGGGUGCGAGCCCCCAAUUCCAGCAGCAUGUGAUACAUCAGCUGAUGCAAGAAGCCAAGAAUACCAACAACCGCCCUCUGGCGCAGCAGCAGCAGCAGCAGCAGCAGCAACAACAACAACGUCCUAGCACUCCCAAUGCAAACGGUGGUCUCUCAUCCGGAGCUGCGAUCACCAACAGCGCUGCUAGCGGAGAGCAGGCACAGCACAUGAAUAAUGGCGCGGCAAAGGGUGCCGCUCCAAUGGGCGUGACAGGGCCUAGCAAUCUGAUCAAUAACAGUGGAGCUGGCAUCGUCCAGCGGAGUAGCAGUUUCAAGUCAGUGAGCAGCAACCCAGCCACCACUGGUGGGAAUGCCACGACUCCAAAGGCUGCGGAGUCUAUGCAUGACAUGGAUGAGCUUGACCACCUUAUCACCAACGAGCUUGCGGAGAGCGGCCUGUUCAUGGGAGAGCAGUGGAACCUGUGACACACCGCAUCGUCAACCACCUAAGUUUCACUACUCAGAGUUGCGUCUGGUGGGAAAUUGCCAUAGAUGUUCUACUUUUCUUUUUUGAGGUCUUGUUUCAGUUUGGAACAAUCUCUGGUGAUCAUAGACUGAUGAAAUGAAACCUUCAGUUAUGUGAGCGAGUGAGAGUACUUGGCUUGGAUAGCGUUGCAACCCAAAGUUAUUAACUACUAUGUAAUGACAUGAUGUGGUUGUCACUUGUGCUGCUACCUCCAUGAUUUUAUUAUCAGUAUUUGACUUGAA